UUGACCAUAUAUAAGACACAUUUUCCCCUUCUUAUUCCCAAUAAUACUUAUUAUUAUAAAUACCAAUUUCUCUCCCACUUUCUUUCUUUUCAUUUUUUUCAAUUUCUUCAUCGCCUUUCUGCAAAAUCUGAAUCUCUUUUACCUUUGAAAGAUGGGAGGUGGCAAGGACAAGCAUGAUGAAGAAGACAAAGGACUGUUCUCAAAUCUGGCUUAUGGGGUAGCUCAUUCUGCCCAUGGGUAUCCUUCUGGGGGCUACCCUCCUCCAGGGGCGUAUCCUCCUCCUCAAGGAUACCCAUCUGGUCAUGGCUACCCUCCACAACAAGGUGGUUAUCCUCCAGCUGGUUAUCCCCCUGCAGGUUACCCUCCUGCAGGUUACCCUCCUGCCGGGGGUUACCCUCCUGCUGGUUACCCUCCACAACAUGGCUAUCCUGCGCCAUCUGCUCCACAUGGUUAUCCUGCUCCACAUGGAUCUCAUGGGUCUGGACACAGCGGUGUGGGGACAGGAGCAUUGCUUGCAGGUGGUGCUGCGGCAGCAGCAGCUGCCUAUGGGGCUCAUCAUCUUUCCCACGGUCACCAUGGAUAUGGUGGACAUGGUGGAUAUGGACACAUGCCGCACGGCAAAUUCAAAAACCAUGGCAAGUUUAAACACGGGAAAUUUGGCAAGCAUGGAAAAUUUAAGCACGGGAAGUUCGGCAAGGGUAUGUUCAAGAAGUGGAAAUGAUGAUAGUUUGAGUAUAUGCAACAGCUAUUCUAAAUGCUGGUGCGGAUUGCCUUUAUAAAUAAACUCUACUUUGUUUGAUGUCCAUCCAUACUUUGGUGGAACUCUAGUGUUUUUAAUUAUUUUUUAGUCAGACAAAGAUGCAUCAUCGAUUCCUUAUGAACGGCAAAUAGAUCCCUGGAUGAUAUGUGCGAGGUUGCAGUUCCUUUAGCAAAGGAUUGAUUAAUGUCUAUUGUGUUUUCUUGUGUGUACCAUUUUAGUUUUAGCCUGGGUUGAUUCUACUGAAAUGAGAAUGGAUUCAUGACUGUCUUUAUAAGAAGACAUUAAACCCAA
This is a messenger RNA of Vigna angularis (adzuki bean), 1051 nucleotides long. RefSeq names its product glycine-rich protein A3. NCBI's taxonomy places the organism in Eukaryota, Viridiplantae, Streptophyta, Magnoliopsida, Fabales, Fabaceae. The transcript is spliced from 3 exons. Bases 152 to 721 code for a protein of 189 amino acids. The record is from RefSeq and is a predicted model, not a curated record.